Messenger RNA from Caenorhabditis remanei, 1806 nucleotides. RefSeq lists its product as uncharacterized. NCBI's taxonomy places the organism in Eukaryota, Metazoa, Nematoda, Chromadorea, Rhabditida, Rhabditidae. The transcript has 5 exons. The record is from RefSeq and is a predicted model, not a curated record. The coding region runs from base 1 to 1806 and encodes 601 amino acids. Gene Ontology annotation, biological process: innate immune response.
AUGGUGUUCGGAUUCGAAUUGCUCACUAGAAGACAAAAGUUUUCAAUCAGACGGAUUUCAAUCAUCUAUGAAACAAGAAAAAUCCUUCUGUAUUUAGGCUUUUGUUGCCUGUCAGAUCCCAUUGAAAUUGAGUACCAACAAAAUGAGUUUGAUACAAUAGUUGUCUGUAAGAGAAAGAAAUUUCGGAAUCAGGCGAAGAAUCAGGACUUUGUGGCAGUAUUCCAUGAAGAUUUGAAAGCAAUCUUGGCUUGCGAGAAUGCUGAAAUGCGAGAACUUCAUCUUGGGUUACAAGAGUCUGAAGAUCAGGAACAAUCUCAAAAAGAACAAGUUCUAUUUCCAAUUGGACAACGCAUUUUUGAGUACUUGAGUAAUGAAUUGGUAUCCAGGAAUGACAAGGUUAAGAUCAAAAAUGCAUCGUUGGAAAUAACCGACAGCAACCAAUUGAUGUCGGUUCUUCCAUAUUUGGAUUCUGAAACUUUGAAAAACGUUGAAUUGGCGUUGAGAAGAAAUGACGACGCAGUGGACAUUGACAAUGUUGUGAAGUCUGAUGCAUUUAAUGGAAAAACGGGAUUGGAGAUGUAUGUGGCAUUAAAUAUUAUUACUCGAAAAGGAUUGGAAACAUUGAGAGAGGCGUUCACAAGUACACCCACGUUCAAGACAGUCAGUAUUUGUUACGAGCAAAUUGACCACGAAGGAUUACACAUUUUUCUACAAAACCCAAACCGGCUCCUUCAGUUGGACGGCCAAGAAGUUCUAAAAAUUACUCAUUGUCAACAGUCUAACAGAAUCUGGUUUUCCCGGAUUCUCAACGAGUCACCUAAUCAAAAUCGCAAAGAAAAAACGCCUCAAAAUCUGUUGUCAGAAAUGUUCGAGAACCCCGUCAUCUUAAAAACUAUUCUCAAAUAUGUAGGUUGUGUUGACAUGCAAGCUCUUCGCAAAGUUUCCAGCAAAAUCCGCAGAGAAAUCAUCUCCAUCAGACAAGAUCCCAGAAUACAAAGAAUUAAUAUUUCUGCGCAUGGAAAUGAAUUAAUUUUGGUUACUUACGACGACUCUCCACAAAUCUCUUAUGAAUCAUCGGAGGAUGAAUGUUAUGUUGGGUCAAACCAUGUACCUGGUAACUUCCGAGAGAUUUUCAUGAAUGACUUCAAAACUAUGCUGCAAAAUCAAGAAAUGAUCGUCAAAGUCGUCCAUCUUAAUUUUUCAAAAGACUUAUUAUGUCUGGAAUUGUUCAGAGAUCAUUUACGCUCACGGAAUCAAUUGCUGAAAGUGGAAAGACUAGAACUAGAAAUUCUCAGUCAAUUCGAAAUUACUUCUAUUCUUCCAUUUAUUGAUUCAUCCACUCUUAAAUCUAUGGAACUCAGAUGCUCAGGACCAACAAGAUUCGACAUAUUAAUUGCCAUCGAUGAUGUUACGGAAUUGGAUCAAUGGACAAGUUUGCAAAGUUUUGUAGCUAACUCACUUGUCAUUUACACACCGAUCAGAGAAAUUUAUAUCGACAAUUUGGAAAAUGCUGAUAUUUUAUUGGACACUAUUAGGAUGGAUGAUUUGUUGUACUUGAAAGAGAAGUUCCUCCACUCCAACAACUUGAUUCGAUUCAAAAUCGGCUUCAAACAUUUCUCGAUUUCCGACAACGGUAAUCAGCAAUGGCCAGGAUUCGAUCAACAUCAUCCUAACGCUUGGUUGUGCCCAACUCCAGCACCUGAUCAAGUUCUUUCUGUCUUCUAUUCUCCAUCAAAAUUUGUAAUAUUCUCUCGUGUUGACCAGUCGUCCAUUCCUGAAAAUGGUGCUCUUGAAUUGGGCGCUUAG